AUGUCCUGCCAGCAAAACCAGCAGCAGUGCCAGCCCCCUCCCAAGUGCCCCCCAAAAUGCCGACCCAAGUGUCCUCCAAAGUGCCGACCUCAGUGCCCAGCCCCAUGCCCACCUCCAGUCUCUUCCUGCUGUGGUCCCAGCUCUGGGGACUGCUGUGCUCGCUCUGGGGGCUGCUGCAACUCUGGGGGUGGCAGCUGCUGCCUGAGCCACCACAGGCCCCGUCUCUUCCACCGGCACCGGCACCAGAGCCCCGAUUGCUGUGAGUGUGAACCUUCUGGGGGCUCUGGCUGCUGCCACAGCUCUGGGGGCUGCUGCUGA
Symphalangus syndactylus (siamang) is the source of this 318-nucleotide messenger RNA. Its product is annotated as late cornified envelope protein 2A-like. The record is from RefSeq and is a predicted model, not a curated record. Lineage: Eukaryota; Metazoa; Chordata; Mammalia; Primates; Hylobatidae. Gene Ontology annotation, biological process: epidermis development.